AGUGCAGUUUGUGAAGAGUGAAUAACACUAGUUCUCUUGCGAUGGCAAAAGCAGAGUAUUCAGAAACCGCAGAACCGAAUCAGAUCGGGCCUGAUUCAGAGUCGGAUUCGGAUCCGGAUGAUCAGCUGCCCAGUGUGGACGCGGGGACGGGAUUCGGUUCCGUCCGCCGGACUCAGGUGAUCCACAGCGGACACUUCAUGGUUUCUUCCCCACACAGCGACUCAGUCCGGAGGAGAAGCGCAGCUCUUUAUAAUUAUUAUGAUAAUUAUGAUUUCGACACUGCUAAUAAACCGGCCUGCCAGACCUACAGCUUCGGUCCGUUGAGCUCCAGACGGUUGAGCAUUGACCCGACUCUCACACGCCUGUUUGAGUGCAUGACACUGGCGUACAGUGGGAAACUUGUGUCUCCGAAGUGGAAAUCUUUCAAAGGUUUGAGGUUGCUGUGGAGGGAUAAAAUCCGUCUGAAUAACGGCAUAUGGAGGGCCUGGUUCAUUCAGUAUGUGGAGAAAAGGAAAAACCCUGUGUGUGGGUUCAUCACGCCGCUGGAGGGAUCAGAGGCAGAUGCACACGGCAAACCUGAAGCCAUUGUUCUGGAGGGAAGCUACUGGAAGAGACGGAUUGAGGUGGUGAUAAAAGAGUAUCACAAAUGGAGGAUUUACUAUAAGAAAAGACUUCAGAAGAACAAAGAUCUGCUCUCCAUGCUGCAGAAGAGUCCCAUCAGCCGGACGGGUCUGGAGAAAUGGAGCAGUCAGAUCUAUUCAGAGCCUGAAGCGGCAUCAGAGGAAGUCCACAUGUUUGACUUGGACUGCUUCCUGUCCGACAUCUCAGACACGCUGUUCACCAUGACCCAGAAACCCAGUGCCUGGAGUGCAGACCGCCAGAACACUUACACCAGUAAUGCAGACAUGAUCCAGCCUGGUCUGACACCACUGCAGCCCAGUCUUGAUGACCUGAUGGACAUACCGCCUCCUCUCUCAGCUGAAAGUUUACCCCAGCCUUCCUCCUCUGUAAACCUCCCCGUACCCACUUACCCACGCCACACCAUAAACCCCGACAUGACCUUCAACCCCAACACCGAAACCUCCGAUCCCAAGUUCAAAGGUCACCCAGAAUACAUGAGUGAUUUCCAGCACCCUCUGCACCUCUCGUCCGGCAUGCCUUCAUACGGCCAGCAGGGGGCGUUCAGCAACACAGAGAUGCCACAGGAAAACCCUUACCCAGCAGCCUGCCUCAGACCACGACACAGAUAUUCCUCCGGCCAAUCACGGACCUGCUCGGCUGCCACGCCCACCGUCAUCACCCACAAAGGCUCUACUAUAACCGUCCCGCCAGCAGACGCUCAGCUCGGGCACGGAUACUCCAGUGUUGGCGAAAUAUUUCCUCCGUCCUCCUGCAUGUCUGUAAACUACCAGCCGAUGCCCGCCGCUGGACUCCAUCACUGCUUCUCUGUGCCGCAGCAGGUGGGCGGAGCUACAGGCAGAGGGAAGCACAAACAGAAGAGCGGAGGAGCCCCAUUGGUUCCCAGAGUGAUGACGUCAUCCGUAACCCCACCCUCCCAGACCAGCUGCCUGGCCAAUCUGCUCUCGUCCAGAUCUCAAGAGCGAAAACCAUCAUUGAGUUUUGAUGCUCCUGCAACCGUGUCAAAGGGACAAAGAUCCACAUCACCCAUUCCUCCGCAGCCGAAGAGCAGCAGUCGGGAAGGAUCACAAAUUUCCCACAGUCUCCCCUGGGUCUCUGGUGUAAUCCCACCGCUGUCCCCGUUACACUGCCAGACACCACUGUCAGGCCACGGUCACAGCGUUUCCUCGCAGAGCAGCACCAUCUCUUCUCUUUUAACACAACAAACAGCGCUUCUCGUCCCCAAAACUGAGAAACUCUCCCCGGUGCAAAUGCACACCAGCGACAGGAGCAGUUUAACUGUUAGUUUUCCAGGAAGCAUGGGUCAGACAUCACCUACCAGUGCAGCUGAGAAAAGCCCAGAGUCAAAGUUGGAGUCCUCACGAACAGACACACGACGGAUCACACACAUCUCUGCCGAACAGAAGAGACGGUUCAACAUCAAGCUGGGGUUUGAUACGUUACACAGUCUGGUGACGACUCUGAGCUCACAGCCCAGUAUAAAGAUCAGUAAAGCCACGACUUUGCAGAAAACGGCAGAGUACAUCAGUAAGAUGCAGCAGGAGAGAGCACAGCUUCAUGAGGAGGCGCAGAGGCUGAGAGACCAGAUCCUGGCACUCAAUUCCGCCAUCAAUGUGUGUCAGCAGCAGCUCCCCGCUACAGGCGUUCCAAUAACACGGCAGAGGUUUGACCACAUGAGGGAGAAGUUCAGAGAAUAUGUGAGAGCUCAAACGCUGCAGAACUGGAAGUUCUGGAUUUUCAGCAUCAUCAUCGAGCCGCUGUUCGAGUCGUUUAACAGUAUGGUUUCCACAGCCAGUGUUGAUGAUCUGUGUCGCAGCACGCUCUCCUGGCUGGACCAGCACUGCUCUCUGCCUACACUCAGACCCACUGUUUUGAGUUCACUUCGUCUGCUCAGCACUUCCACAUCAAUCCUUUCAGACCCAAGUUUGGUUCCUGAACAAGCCGUCCAGGCAGUCACUCACGGACAUUCAUCGCACAGCUACAGCCAAUGACAGCACACGCUCUCAGAAUGACAGCCAAUCAAUAAACUUUGUCCCGUAGAUACAGCCAAUGACAGCACAUGCACUCAGAAUGACAGCA
Molecule: messenger RNA, 2718 nt
Organism: Danio rerio (zebrafish)
Lineage: Eukaryota; Metazoa; Chordata; Actinopteri; Cypriniformes; Danionidae
Gene: mlxipl
Product: MLX interacting protein like
Cellular component (GO): nucleus; cytoplasm
Molecular function (GO): protein dimerization activity
Source: RefSeq, marked provisional